This is a messenger RNA of Sardina pilchardus (European sardine), 2456 nucleotides long. It is a transcript of the gene timmdc1, whose product is annotated as translocase of inner mitochondrial membrane domain containing 1. Gene Ontology annotation, cellular component: mitochondrion. The coding region runs from base 1126 to 1980 and encodes 284 amino acids. The transcript has 8 exons. The record is from RefSeq and is a predicted model, not a curated record. NCBI's taxonomy places the organism in Eukaryota, Metazoa, Chordata, Actinopteri, Clupeiformes, Clupeidae.
GAACCAUUGACAAAUUACAUCCAUCUGUCUCUCUGAUUCAUCCGUACACCUCAUCCACUUCUCCAGUCUCCCAACAACCAGCUCCUGAUCCUGUCACAGGUGGUGAGGUGCUGAACAAAGAUUGGUGAAGUGUAGGCCUAUUCGAUCUGGAGUAGAAGCAGAUAUGUCACAGAUGAGUUGCAGACUCACUCGUUUUUUUUUCUUUUUUACCCUCAUCCAAUUAGCACAUUUCCAAGUGUUCUUUCUACGCCCGAAAAGAGACACAUUUUCAUAAUGUAGAGUGAAGUCUUUCAGUGGUAGCCUACACCUAUACUUCUCAUCAACUCGCAUGCCAGAGAGUUUUCCAUGAUGAUGAGUAUGAACAACUCAGGCAAGGAAUCCAAGUGGAAUCAUGGGGAGAGCUGCACUGAAGCAUCGUCAGCCCCAGUAGGCCUAUGACCCUCUGUGUCAUUGAACUUUUGAAGCGUUUGCAUUAAGAAAGAUUCCUCCAUCUCAUGUACUGUAUCUCUCAUUCAUGUCUUAGGAUAGCCUAGGCCUAUAUGUUUGACUCACUCUUUUUGAUUUGAGGAUAUGAGGGUAUCUUCAGACAAUUAAUGUGAAGCAACAAAAAGUGAUAUUGCAUGAAUUUCAUUUUAGAACAAAACAUCUGCUGUUCUGUAAUUAAUUAGCACGGCCUACCUGUGAUUUUUUCACAAAUUCCCAAAAAUCAGGCUAGUUAUUUCCAGCUGGACGUACAGUUCAAUGUGAUUCUUCAUGUGUAGGGACUGUUCAUCCAUGUUUUCAACCGAGAGGAAAUAAAGUUGAGACAGGAUUCAUAUCAGUGAGGAGCAGGAAAGAAACUAAUCCCGUUUGUGAAAAUGCCAAGAGACCGUGUGAUCCUGUGAAUCUUAAUGUCGUGUGUUUGUUUGUGUGUGUGUCUGUGCGUGCGUAUAGGCUACCUAACCUUUCAUACAUUUGUUUAUUCAGUCUUCCAUUCAUAACUUGUUUGUUCGCUAAAAGUGUCCUUGUAGUCCUCACUCCCGUCCAGUUGGUGGCGAUAAUGCUCUGAAGUGGUUUGUUGUUGUAGUGAUAUAACACGGUACGCAAAGAACAGCGACCGGCGUGUGCCCAGUUCCUUCACUCAUCAUGGAUCUCCCUCAUUCCACGUGUGGAAACGUCAACACAUCUGUGCCACAGAAGCUCAGUGGCAGAAUAUUCAACGGGUUCUCAUUCCCUCUCCCCCGCGUGCAAGCAGCUGAAAGUGCCCAUGAGGCCACAAUCUUAGGCAAACCAGAGCUUCCUGACGGGGGCUGGGACCGCAUCAAAGACCUCUUUGAUACCAGCGAUGGCGGGAUAUAUUCGGAGGAGGUGAGCAACGUGGCGAAGAGCAGCCUGAUGGCAGCGCUGGUUGGGAUGAUGUACGGAGGGAUGCCUGCAGCUCGACACGCACGCCAGCGAUUCAUCCAGCUCAACCAGGCUGAGGUGUUCAGAACCCAAAUCGAAGCUGUGCGGGCAUCCCAUAAUGCUGCGAUUAGGGGAUUCCUGCGUUAUGGCUGGAGAUGGAGCUGGAGGGUAGCGGCUUUUGUUACGCUCUUCAACACUGUGAGCACAGGCCUGUGUGUGUACACGGACCAAAAUUCUCUUGGUUACUAUGGUGUAGCUGGAGCUGUGACGGGAGGAUUGUUUAGGUUCAGUCUAGGUCCAGUGGGGAUGCUGGCUGGAUCAGUCAUUGGUGGACUGCUAGGGUUGCCGGCCGGGGCGCUGAUCGGGAUUGCGCAGAAGGCUGCCGGGGAGACGCUUCGAGAGAAGAGGAGGAGAGAGCGCAGGGAGCUCUAUGACCUCAAGGUGGCAGAGUGGUCUGCUCGGCUCCAGCUCACAGAGAAUUUGGUCAACGAUAUGAGUGAACAUGUGAUGGACCCAAUCACUGACCAGAAGAGGAUUGACGAAUUACUAAGCCUCCCCAGGAAUGAACCUGCAGCCCCCGAACCCACGGGCCAAUGAGUAUGGCCACGGGUAACUUCUUACCGACCGCAUAAAAACGUCCGAGAAGAGGCUUCAUUCAUCAUGUGGAAACAAACAUGCAAUAUUUUUGAGCCGUGUCUGAGACGGACUAAGGGAAGAGAACUCACACAGAGACCCUAAACGACGUUCACGGAUGUGACGUGCACGGCUCGUUCUAAACCUCCUCUCACAUAUCAAGGCCACAGGACUGUCCUUGUCCACUCAACUGCGCUGUGCCUCAGUGCUUGUAAAGGUGACCGUGUGAAAUGAACAUGGUCAGUGUGAGGAGAGAUCACCUGUCCUGUCACUGUCCUUUUUCUCAUCUGAAAUGCCACUAGUCUGAUGUGUUUUUAAAAUUUGAAGAGGACUAAAGAAUGAUUGAGCUCGGUCAGAUGCGUGAAUGAACAGAGUAUUUUGGCAGUAAUACAUUACACAUGCCCAGAACAUACAUGCAAAUAAAUGAUUUGUUUGAAAUA